AUUUAAAUUACAAACUUAAAGUUGUAUGAUUGAUAAUUAGACUUAAAAUUGGGCAGAUCUACCAUCAGAUUCAGAUGAAGAAAAUGAGAAACCUUAGGUUGAUUCACAAAACUCUAAAUUUCAAAAUUAAUAGGGAGGAUAUAAAUAUAAAAAUAAUUAAUACCAAUAAGGCUCAUCAGCUAGAUAAUAAAGAUAAAAUUAAGAAUAAUAAUAAGGACAGGAUAACUAGAAUUAAGAAAAUGAUGAACAUGAUAAUUAGACUAAUAAUCCUGAUCAAUAAAAUUAAUAGGGGAUUAAUAAUUAGAGAAAUAAUCAAUAUAAAAAAGGUUAUAGGGAUAACAAAGAUAGAAGAAAUAGAGGAGAUGGUAAUUAUAGAGGAAAUCGAGACAAUUAAAAGAAUUAUAGAAAUAAUUAUAAUUAAGAUGAUAGAAAUGAUAGAUAAUAUAGAUAAGAUAGAUAAGAUAGAAAUGAUAGAUAAGAUAAAUAAGAUAGAAAUUAGAGAUAAGACAGAAAUGAUAGACCUGAUAGAAAAAAUUAUGAAAGGGAUAACACAGGUAUAAAAUUUAAUGAUUAAUUUAAGGACUUAUUGAGUAAAAGAAGGAAUAAUUGAAAAAUUAUAAUGGAGAUAGUAUAAAUUUAUUAAUUCAUUGCAAACUUGCUGAAAAUCAAUUGCUUGAAGUAUUAAAAGAUAUUGUUAUGAAAAACUUAAUUUUACAUGAUGAUUAAACACAAUUUGAUGUGGACAAGGAUAAUGCACUAAAGUUAUUGGAAGUUUAUAAAUUAUAAAUUGUAAAAAAUUCAUAUUUAUACUUUAUUUAGGAAAUAGAUGGCAGACCAUAAAAACUUUAUAUGAGAAUUGGAUCAGAUCAUGAAAAAAAUAAUUACGGAAAUAGAGGAGGAUAUUAAAAAUAAAAUUAUUAGUAGAGAUAAUAACAAUAGAAUGAUAAUUAAAAUGAAUUUUAGAACAGAAAUAAAGAAGGUAAAUUCUAAAAUAAAAGAAAUAAUUUUGAACCUCCUAAAAUUUUUAGAAAUACAUCUUCUCGAGUUGAUGAUAAUGUAAUUUAAUUUUAAUUUCAUUAGUAAUUGUAAACAGAACAACCAUAAUAAUAAUAGCAAAACAAUGAGCCUUAAGAGAAUAAAGGAAAUAUAGUAGAAUAAUAAUAAAAUUAAAAGUAUGAGAAUACAGUUGAGAAGACUGGAAAUUAAGAAGAAAAUAAUUAAUAAAAUUAAAAUUAAGAGUAAAAUCAAUCAAGAAAUAAUUAUAAAGGUCAUGAUAAUUAAAAUAGAGGCUAUAGAUAGAAUAAUAAGCAAUAUAAUAAAAAUAAUAAUUAAUAUAGAGAAUAAAACAAUCAAAAUCAAGAUCAAAAUGAAUAAGAUAAGGAUAAUUAAAAUCAAUUUAGGAAUAGUAAUAAUAAUAAUCAAUAUAGAGGAAAUAGAGAUAGAUAAUAAUAAAAUAGAAAUGAAAAUUAUAAGAAUAAUAAUAAUAAUGACUAGGAAGAUAAAGAUCAUAGAGAAGAAAGAGAUCAUUAAGGAGAAGGUCAAAGAAUUUAUCAAAAUAAUAGAGGAAAUUAUAGAAAUAAUAACAAUAGAAAUAAUAGAAAUAAUGAUGAUGAUAAUAAUUAGGAUAAUUAUAAUAAGAACAAUAAUGAUGGAAAUAAUAAUCGAAAUUAAAAUAGAAAUUAUAAUGAUCAAGACAACACUAGAAAUUAAAACAAGGAUAAUUACAGAAACAAUAAUAAAAGAGAUAAUCGAGGAUAUGAGAAUAGAUAAUAGAAUUAAGAAGGAGAUGAAGAUCGUUAAAAAAAAUAAAAUUAUAGAGGAAAUCCACAUGUAUUUAUAUUAUUUUGAUAAUAGAAUGAAAUAAAUGAGUUUGCAUUUAGUCAUCAUUAUCAUGAUAAAUAAAAGAAAGAAACAUAAAAAGUAUCAAUAAAAUCAAAAAAUAUUUUCGAAGUAUUUUAAGAGUGAUUGUUCAUCAUUAAAUUAAUGUUAUUUGUGUUUUUUGAUGCGAU
Molecule: messenger RNA, 2009 nt
Organism: Paramecium sonneborni
Lineage: Eukaryota; Ciliophora; Oligohymenophorea; Peniculida; Parameciidae
Source: the annotation of a GenBank genome assembly